Molecule: messenger RNA, 1484 nt
Organism: Lemur catta (Ring-tailed lemur)
Lineage: Eukaryota; Metazoa; Chordata; Mammalia; Primates; Lemuridae
Gene: TTC1
Product: tetratricopeptide repeat domain 1
Exons: 8
Coding region: 108-986 (292 amino acids)
Molecular function (GO): protein binding
Source: RefSeq, a predicted model, not a curated record
GAAGUGCACCUGACUGGGCGGAAGUAGAAGGUCGCAGAGGCCAGGAAGGUGGAGAGAGGAGGGUCUGUGAGGUUAGGUUUAGCAUCACCUCCCUCACUGAAUUCAGCAUGGGAGAGAAGUCAAAGAACUGUAGGGUUCCAGAGGAUCUGUUCAAUGGUUUGAAGGUAACAGAUACCCAGGAAACAGAGAGUGCUGGCCGUCCAGUUCCCGAUCCCAAAGAUCAGCAUUCCCAGAACAAGCUGCUCAGGGAUGAUGAGGCCCAUUCCCAGGAGGACCAGGAAGAAGAGGAGUGUUUUCAUGACUGCAGUGCUUCAUUUGAAGAGGAGCCAGGGGUGGACAAGGUUGAGAAGAAACCUGAUGAUGAUGUGAAUUCCUCUGAACUAGAUGAAGAGUACCUAAUAGAACUGGAAAAAAACAUGCCAGAAGAAGAGAAACAGAAAAGAAGAGAAGAGAGCACUAAACUAAAGGAGGAGGGAAAUGAGCAGUUUAAGAAAGGAGAUUAUAUAGAAGCUGAAAAUUCUUACAGUCGAGCCCUGGAGAUGUGCCCAUCCUGCUUCCAAAAAGACAGAUCUAUUCUGUUUUCAAAUAGAGCUGCUGCAAGGAUGAAACAGGACAAGAAAGAGAUGGCCAUCAAAGACUGCAGCAAAGCCAUUCAGUUAAACCCCAGCUAUAUCAGGGCAAUAUUGAGGAGAGCAGAGUUGUAUGAGAAAACGGACAAACUAGAUGAAGCCCUGGAAGAUUAUAAAUCUAUAUUAGAGAAAGAUCCAUCAAUACAUCAAGCAAGAGAAGCUUGUAUGAGAUUACCUAAGCAAAUUGAAGAACGUAAUGAAAGACUGAAAGAAGAAAUGUUAGGUAAACUAAAAGAUCUUGGGAACUUGGUUCUCCGACCUUUUGGGCUCUCCACAGAAAAUUUCCAGAUCAAACAGGAUUCCUCUACCGGCUCCUACUCCAUCAAUUUUGUUCAAAAUCCAAAUAAUAACAGAUAACAAAGAUAACAAUAGCUUUAACAGCUGACAUGGAAAUUGUGUGCUGCUUGCUGCUAGCGAGGGGAAAGGCCCUGCCAAUAUUUAACUUUCCAAAGCAUCUUAUCUAAAAGAAAGGCCAUCCAGUAGAGCCCAGUGCUCCCUUUCCCUCUUGUAUGAUCAGGGUGAAAUAUACUUCCUGAUGAAGUGAGCCUAAUUUGAUUUCCAUUUUAAGGUGGUGUCUGUAGUUGUCCCUGGUUCUGGCUGUCUUUUGUCCAGGAAGAAGCCUACUUUCAGGGCUGACCUUCCUGAGCCACACAGACAGACCAGCCGGGCAAAAGCCUCUCCCGAACCCAGCAAACCUGUUGGUUGGGAGAUUGCCCAGACAUGAUGGAUGAUGACACAGGGUUCCUGCCUGCUGUCCCCUUCCCUGAUCACACACUGUGUGGCUGCUGUACGUGACCUCCUACAUUUCCUGAUUUCCGACUUCCUCUGUGGUAAUAAAAGCUUUCUGUGACAGUC